Messenger RNA from Lodderomyces oxycetoniae, 3639 nucleotides. Its product is annotated as E3 ubiquitin-protein ligase. Lineage: Eukaryota; Fungi; Ascomycota; Pichiomycetes; Serinales; Debaryomycetaceae. Gene Ontology annotation, molecular function: zinc ion binding. Bases 1 to 3639 code for a protein of 1212 amino acids. The record is from RefSeq and is a predicted model, not a curated record. Gene Ontology annotation, cellular component: endoplasmic reticulum membrane. The transcript has a single exon.
AUGGCAGAUUCGGAACAUAGUUGUCGUAUAUGUCGAGGCGAAGCCACUGCGUCACAGCCCUUGUACUAUCCUUGUAAAUGUCGAGGAUCGAUCAAGUAUAUACAUCAAGAUUGUCUUCUUGAGUGGCUCAAACAUUCAAACAAGUCGAGAAACGAAAAAUGCGACAUUUGUGAUACACCGUACCGUUUCAAGUUGAUAUUUGAUCCAAAUAUGCCGAGAAAGAUCCCGUUGCGUCUAGUAUGGCAGAAGUUUAUUCAAAUCAUAUCGUCUACCGUGGUAAAGAGCAUCAGUAUCUCAUUGUAUAUACUAUGCAUUUUCAUCCAAGUACCGAUAUUCUGGAAGUUUUGUGGAAGAAUGUACACAUGGGCCAUCGAUGGCAGUUUCCCGGCAAACAACCCCCAAUUCUUGAAUGCUUUGCUUUUUGGUGAGUAUGACAUACUGGCGGCGUUGGCAGAUCUGGCUACACCAAUGCUCAAAUCUUUGGUCCAGUUGAAGGUGUUUUUUAGCUAUACUUAUUUCAGUGGCUUGAGGUACUUGAUAAUUGCAUUGAUUAUACACGUUGCAUUGUUUGUAGAGAGAGAAUGGGUUAUACGCGAUGAGGGGUAUUUGAAAAUGCUAAACAAAAGGAUCGGCAAAGAGCCCAAGACUAGAUUGGUCGAUAUGUUGCAAAAUGCAUUGGAGGGGUUGAGAAAUCAAGAAAGAAAUGGUGGAGAAGCAAGAGCACAAGUCGAACCGGCUUCAAACAUUAGAAGAUUGGAUUAUUUGACUAGAGCAAUCGAUGAAUUACAAAAUCAAGGCGAUCAAGCUAACAUGGAGAUUGAAGAAAAUUUGAGAAGAGCAAUAAACCGCGGAGAGUUGUUUAAUGCAGAUGAGGAAAAUCGGCAGCAGCAGCAGCAGCAGCAGCAAGAACAAGAACAACAACAACCGCUGCUGCAACAACAACAACAACAACAACAACAACUGUUGCUGCAACAACAAGAACAAGAACAAUUUCUGCUGCAACAACAAUUUCUGCUGCAACAGCGGCAGGAGGAAGAAGAAGAAGAAGAAGCCAACGUGCAUUAUAAUCAUCGUCCAGAAAACGAUGUAGAAGUGUUGAAUAACGAUGAAAGAGAAGUUCAUGAAGCGGAACAGGCAAUAGCGCAGCGUAGGAAUCGUUUGCUUGAAAAUCUUGUUUUUGGUGAUGACGCAUUAGUCGAAGAAGAAGAAGAAGAAGAAGAAGAAGAUGAUGAUGAUGUACGGGUGCGCCAAGAAGAAGGGGAUGAAGAUGAUGAAGAUGGCGAGCCAGGUGAGCAAAUUGAUGGCGAACAUGGCAAUAAUGGUGCCAUUGGUGAUUUUUUGGAAAUUUUUGGAUUUACCUUGAAUAUCAAAACGCCAUUAUUUCUCAUGGUUUUAUGCGACUCUAUAAUUUCUGCAUAUUUGUUCUUCAUUUACGUGAUUCCGCACAUAUUGGGAAAUGUUUUUGUUUAUGUUACCGGGAUUCUUCUUAAGGUAGUGGGCGGUUGGAUACCAGAAAUACCCAUUUUUACAUUCAAGACUAAUUACAAACAUAUUGAUGCCUUAUACUCGUUGCUUGUUGAGUACAUCGUUAAUCCAAGUCUUUCCACAUUUAGUAAUAUAUUUUUUAGAACUACACAGCAAUACAUUGUACUAGAAAGGUUCUUGAUACUUGGAAUUGGCUAUAGUCUCAUUUGUGGUGCAAUUUACAGAAUUAUGAAUUUAUUGAUUUCCGGAACCAAACCAAUCACUGGAACUUCGAGAAGAGCUUACAAAAUUCUUUUUGAGAUAAGCUCCACUGCUAAAGUUUUCAUCAUUUUUGGGAUCGAAAUAUUUAUCUUUCCAUUGUAUUGUGGAUACUUGAUCGAUUUUUGUUUAGCUCCAAUAACAAGCCAGAAACUGUUGCUAUCAACUUCAUCAAGCGAAUUCAUUCAAUUGCAAUGGUUGAGGAUGCUAUUCCACUGGGCAUGUGGUACCGCAUACAUGUUGGCCUUUGCUUUGUUUAUUGGUAUGGUGCGAUCCAAAAUAUUACGUCCCGGUGUGCUAUUUUUCAUUCGAUCUCCUGAUGAUCAAAACGCAAGAUUGAUACAUGAUGCCCUAAUCAAACCAAUGAGGUUGCAAUUGUCGCGAACAUACUUGAGUGCCAAGGUUUAUACUGCCUUUAUUCUUGUUGGAAUUGGUGGAGUCACCUGGGGCUUGAGAUUAUUGGUCACAUCACGUAACGGCCAGUAUAAUAUUCUUUUGCCAAUUCAGUUUUUCCCAAGAACAACGUUAUUUCUGUUAUCUGGUUUGAGCUCCUUAUUGAUUGAGAAGCAACCUAUCAUCACAAAGUAUGUGAAAAUGUAUUGGACUAGAGCUUUUGAGAUUAGUGCGCAUAAGUUGAGACUAUCACAUUUCAUUUUGGGAAAACCAAUUCUGCAUGAGAGGGGGUACAUUAUAUAUCGAAAUUGGAUUCAAAGACUAUAUGGGCUGGCUCGUCCUGAUUAUUCCCGCCCUGUCACUUAUUGGGAGGCACAAAAUAUUUUUCAAAGCAAUCCUUCAAUAAAUGCAUGCUUUGUCCCAGAUGGUAGCUAUGUGAGAGCACCAGAUAACGACACAGUUUCGAGAAAGUUUAUCAAAAAAUUAUUUGUUUCUGUUACUAAAGAUGACAAGCUAUUAGAGGAGAUCAAAGAGGAGGAAGAUUCAAAAAGAAAUGCACAUGAAAUAGCAAGUGACGACGAUGACGAAGACGAGGUCAACACUGAUGACGCGUAUACUGUUGUUUAUCAUCCGCCAAAUUUCAAACUUCGUUGUUUGGGAUUAAUACUCAUGCUCUGGGUGUUUUCAGUAAUACUCAUACUUUCCAUUGUUGCUAUUGCUUUACUCCUUGGCUGCAUCCCAACACACAUAUUUGUAUAUAUUUCCAACUUGGUCUUUCCAGGACUGAUGGGAACUUUUAAUUGGAAAUUAGCCGAUCUGCUAAGUUUGGUCAUUGGGCUCAUUGUGGAAAUAAAAAUACUUGACGAGCUAGAUAAAAGGUUUGAUGGUAGCAAUAAUAACAAUAACAACAACAACAACAACAACAACAACAAUAAUAAUAAUAUUAAUAGGAAUAAUGAUAAUGCUAAUGGUAAUGAAGCUGAAAUUGAAAUGAAUGUGGUGCAGCGUGUAUUUAAUGCGAAUGUAAGGUUUUUCAAUACAUCACCAUUAUGGUAUAUCUUGUUUGCUUUUUCGUGGACGUUUUGGAUUAUUUAUGUGCACAAAUAUUGUAUUGAUGAUAUUAUGAGCAAAUAUUGGGGUGUGUCCUUUUUCAAUCUAAGUUAUAGAGCAAUAUUUGUCCACUUUAUUGCUUCAUGGGGGACUGUACUACCAGCUUUGUAUUACACAGUGGGCAUUUAUCAAGUUGCGGAAUUCAGGAUUUCUUAUAUUUCGUUAAGGAGUGGUGUUUAUCAAAUUUUCUUAAAUGCUGUAUUUAUUAUAAUUGUCAAAUCAUUACUAAGGUUGUUUAUUGAUGAGGAUAUGCUGAGAUUAGCUUCGUUUUUGAUGCUAUUUAUUCUACAGUCCUGUGCUCGUGUUGUGAAAUUUUAUCUUGCAUUAAAUGACCAAGUGAGAAUGGAGAAAUUCGUCAAGGGAAGAGCCAUUGUUAAUGAGGAUGAGCAGUGA